Messenger RNA from Entelurus aequoreus (snake pipefish), 5502 nucleotides. RefSeq names its product syndecan 2 (gene sdc2). Gene Ontology annotation, biological process: cell migration. The record is from RefSeq and is a predicted model, not a curated record. The transcript is spliced from 5 exons. The coding region runs from base 346 to 987 and encodes 213 amino acids. Gene Ontology annotation, cellular component: membrane; cell surface. Lineage: Eukaryota; Metazoa; Chordata; Actinopteri; Syngnathiformes; Syngnathidae.
CACUCCAAAAAACCUACUCUUUCACGUAAGGCGCACAGUGCGAGCGACGAAAGGUUGGUGGAUUCUACUUCACAACCGCGCGGCGGGCUUCGAAUAGAAUUCCUGCUUUAUUUCCAACCUCCUUUCUCUCCCGAUUGUCCACCAGAGCAGCUGGAAAGAAAACAAGAAGCACAUCGGAGAAUGAGAAGGUGGUGAAGAAAACAAAACAAACAAAACCAAAAAAAAACAAAACAAGGUUGUGGGGGUCCUGCGGGAGACGCGACGGGAGUUUGGAGGCAGGCUUGGAAAGCCCAGCGGAGGAAGGAACGAGAAGAAGACGACAUUUAGCGACAAAAACACGGAAUAAUGAGAAACCUUUGCUUCAUUUUGACCCUCGGCUUGGCCGUGUACCUCUCCGGGGAAAGGAUAGCAGAGGCAGCAAAAACCUCCUCCCAGGUCGAUGACCUGUACCUGGACGAUGCCGGCUCAGGAGGUUACUACCCCGAAGAUGACGACGACUUUAACUCAGGCUCUGGCUCAGGUGGGGCUGAAGAGGUGGCUGAGGAAACCGUGACUGUCAGUAUGGUUUAUAUCGCACCCAAAGCAGCGGAACCCACCAAGGACUCCACCAAAGAUUUCACACCCAGAGUAGAGACAGCUACGGUCAGGGAAAAGGCCAGAGAGAGCACACCGAAGAAACCAACCAGAACAGAGGCUCCAGUGCCUGUUACAGAGGACAUGCAGAGGAACCAGAUGACCAGUACAACUAGUGCACCCGGCUCGGCCCUGGAGCCCAUCGAGGUCCGCACAGAAAGCCUCUUCCAAAGGACAGAGGUGUUGGCAGCUGUUAUUGCCGGCGGCGUGAUCGGAUUCCUGUUCGCCAUCUUCCUCAUCCUGCUGCUGGUUUACCGCAUGCGCAAGAAGGACGAGGGCAGCUACGACCUGGGCGAGAGGAAACCCGCCGGCGCGGCCUAUCAGAAGGCCCCCACCAAGGAGUUUUACGCCUAAAAGCUCCCGCCCACUUGUCAAUAAGACCGGAAAACAAAAAACCACCCACCCACGAGGCCGCCUGAGCCGCGGCAACAGAAAACAUGAGAAACAAAAAAAAUUAACAUAAUGGCAAACGUUUGCAUAGUUAAGAUCUUUUUAUCCCCCUUCUUAUGUUUUUUUUUUUGUUUUUUUUUAAAAAGAGCUGUCCGUGUAUUAUAGGAAAGAUUAGAAAAAAUAACCGGAUUUGUAAAGCUGACAUUUAGCAGGUAAAGACAAACAAAUCUAACUGAAUGAUCAAUCCUACUUUCAUGUUUUUUUUUUCUCGUUUUUUUUUAUGUCCCAGCAUGUCUGAUGUUAAAGUUGUAUUAUUAAUUUAUCUUUUCGCCGACGUGGGAAAAUGCCUUGCUAGUUUUGAUGAAGCUCUUUUUUGUCUUCACAGUAACGCUGUUAAUAGUCAAUGUAAAUGUCCUCCUUUUUCUGCUCUCACAUCCAUUUUUAGACAUGCGGUAACUUUUGUUUUCAGUCUUUUUCUUUGACGGAGUUUUAUCGUCACACCCAAGAAUUUUUGCGCUUAAAAGACGGAGGAAUAAGUGUGCCAGUGCUCCGAGUUUCGUUCUUUUUCAUUAUUUGGGCUCCCAUAAACCCCCUCAAUGUGCACUCUCGCCAAACUACCAUCCUUUUUUUUUUUUUUUACCCUUCCCGGGCCUCUUGUCCCUCUCUGUUUACCCUCGCCCACCUUCUUUUUCAGUCAGAUUGGAGCGUGGCCAGUAAAGAUGUCAAUGGCCUGCCCCGUAUCCGGCUUUUAUUCCCCCCGUGUUGAUGUUUUGGGCCCUAAGACCGCCUGGACACAAACCCACCAGGCAGUGCUUAAACAAAAGGAGACUCUACGGAUGCCAUAGUGUGCUUUCUUUGACUAACUUUGAAAUGUUCUCUUCACUUAUGAUGACAAAAAAAAUCUAGUUUAAUUCGAUAAUCAGUCAGUGAAAUUGGUUUUGUAAUAAUACCACGCCACAUACUGUUACUAAAAAAUGCAAUUGCAUUCGAAAUUGCGUGUGAAAGAUGAACUGCGCGAGCCAAACUGAAAUGCUAACAUUAGCAUGCUAACAGUUAGCGUGUGUCAAGUACCAAGUUAUGGGAUACUGAGGUGUACGGCUGCAAAAUUAGCAGAAAAAGUGUUAGCAUACUAACACUUAGCAUGUGUCAAGUACCAAGUUAUAUGAUACUGAGGUGUACGGCUGCAAAAUUAGCGGAAGAAGUGUUAGUAUACUAACACUUAGCAUGUGUCAAGUACCAAGUUAUAUGAUACUGAGGUGUAUGGCUGCAAAAUUAGCGGAAAAAGUGUUAGUAUACUAACACUUAGCAUGCGUCAAGUACCAAGUUAUAGGAUACUGAGGUGUAUGGCUGCAAAAUUAGCGGAAAAAACUAACACUUAGCAUGUGUCAAGUACCAAGUUAUAUGAUACUGAGGUGUAUGGCUGCAAAAUUAGCGAAAAAAGUGUUAGCAUACUAACACUUAGCAUGCGUCAAGUACCAAGUUAUAGGAUACUGAGGUGUAUGGCUGCAAAAUUAGCAAAAAAGUGUUAGCAUACUAACACUUAGCAUGUGUCAAGUACCAAGUUAUACUGAGGUGUAUGGCUGCAAAACUUGCGGAAAAAGUGUUAGCAUACUAAAACUUAGCAUGUGUCAAGUAUAAAGUUAUAGGAUACCGAGGUGUAUGGCUGCAAAAUUAGCGGAAAAAGUGUUAGCAUACUAACACUUAGCAUGUGUCAAGUACCAAGUUAUAGAAUACUGAGGUGUAUGGCUACAAAAUUAGAAAAAGGGGUGUUAGCAUACUAACACUUAGCAUGCGUCAAGUACCAAGUUAUAGGAUACUGAGGUUUAUGGCUGCAAAAUUAACGGAAAAAGUGUUAGCAUACUAACACUUAGCAUGUGUCAAGUACCAAGUUAUAGGAUACUGAGGUGUAUGGCUGCAAAAUUAGCGAAAAAGUGUUAGUACACUAACACUUAGCAUGCGUCAAGUACCAAGCUAUAGGUUACUGAGGUGUAUGGCUGCAAAAUUUGCGAAAAAGUGUUAGCAUACUAACACUUAGCAUGUGUCAAGUACCAAGUUAUAUGAUACUGAGGUGUAUGGCUGCAAAAUUAACAAAAAAGUGUUAGCAUACUAACACUUAGCAUGUGUCAAGUACCAAGUUGCAUGACUCCGUAGUGUACGGUUGCAAAAUUAGCUAAAACAAAAUGUUUAGCAUGUUAGUGUUAGCAUGCUAACGGUUAGCUUGUGUCGAGUGCCGAGUCAUUGGCGUGUGUCAAGUACAAAGUUGUAUGACUUUGUGGCGUACGGCUGGAAAAAUUAGCUAAGUCAUAUGACUCCAGCUGCAAAAUUAUCGAAAAAGUUUACCCCGCUAAUUUUAGCACGUAUCGGGUACCAAGUUAUAUGGCUGAGGUGUACGGCUGUAAAAUUGUUAAAAAAAAAGUUAGCAUGUGUCAAGUACAAAGUUGUAUGACUUUGUGGCGUACGGCUGGAAAAAUUAGCUAAAAGUAUCAUGCUAAUGUUAGCGUUGUAGCAAGUACCAAGUUAUACGACAAUGAAGAGUGUACGGCUGGAAAAAUGACUGAAAACGGUUAUCACGCUAAUGUUAGCAUGAUAACAGUUAACAUGUGUCGAAGUACCGAGUUACCGUAUAUGACUGAGGUGUACAGCUGCAAAAUUGGCUAAAAAAAAGUUAGCGUGUGUCAAGUACAAAGUUGUAUGACUCUGUGUAUGGCUGCAAAAUUAUCGAAAAAGUUUACCCCGCUAAUUUUUGCACGUAUCGGGUACCAAGUUAUAUGGAUGAGGUGUACGGCUGUAAAAUUGGCUAAAUAUGUUAGCAUGUGUCAAGUACAAAGUUGUAUGACUUGUGGCAUAUGGCUGAAAAAAUUGCUAAAAUUAGCGUGCUAGCAGGCUGCGAAAUUGGCUCAAAAAUUUAGCAUGUGUCAUGUGCAAAGUUGUAUGACUCUGUGUGGUGUACGGCUAAAAAAAGUUAGCAUAUUAAUGUUUGCAUGCUAACAGUUAGCAUGUGUGCAGUACCAGGUUGUAUGACACUGAAGGUUGUAUGACACUACAGCUGCAAAAUAACUGAAAAACGGUAAUCAUGAUAAUGUUAGCAUGCUAACAGUUAACAUGUGUCAAGUACCGAGUUGCCGUGUAUGACUGAGGUGUACGGCUGCAAAAUUGGCUAAAAAAGUUAGCACGUGUCAAGUACAAAGUAUUACGACUCUGUGGUGUACGGCUGCAAAAUAAGCGAAGAACUUUACCCCGUUAAAGUUAGCACGCUAACAAUUAGCACGUAUCGAGUACCAAGUUAUAUGACCAAGGUGUACGGCUGUAAAAUCUGCUAAAUACGUUAGCGUGUGUUAAGAACAAAGUCGUAUGACUUUGUGGCGUACGGCUAAAAAAAAUAAAAAUUAGCAUGUUAAUGUUUGCAUGCUAACAGUUAGCACGUGUCAAGCACCAGGUUAAGAGUAUGAGGUGUGUACGGCUGCAAAACUAGUGAAAAAGGUUAUCACGCUAAUGUUAGCAUGUUAACAGUUAGCAUGUGUUAAGUACCAAAUUAUACGACCCUUGGUGUAAGGCUAAAGAAUUGGCCAACAAAGUUAGCUUUGUAUCAAGUAAAACAUUUUUAACACUGUGCUCGCAACUGUUAGUAUGCUAACAGUUAGCAUGUGUCAAUUACCAAGCUAUAGGACUCUGGAGUACGGAUGCACAAUAUGCUAACAUUAGCAUGCUAACAAUUAGCAUGUGUCAAGUACCAAGUUAUAGGACUCUGGAGUACGGAUGCAAAAUAUGCUAAUGUUAGCAUGCUAACAGUUAGCAUGUGUCAAGUACCAAGCUAUAGGACUCUGGUGUACGGACGCAAAAUAUGCUAAUGUUAGCAUGCUAACAGUUAGCAUGUGUCAAGUACCAAGUUAUAGAACUCUGGUGUACGGAUGCAAAAUAUGCUAACGUUAGCAUGCUAACAGUUAGCAUGUGUCAAGUACCAAGUUAUAAGUCUCUGGUGUACAGAUGCAAAAUAUGCUAAUGUUAGCAUGCUAACAGUUAGCAUGUGUCAAAUACCAAGUUAUAGGACUCUGGUGUACGGAUGCAAAAUAUGCUAAUGUUAGCAUGCUAAAAGUUAGCAUGUGUCAAGUACCAAAGUGUAUGACUGAGGGGUACAAUUGAAAACUUAGCUCGCCAUACAGCUGACUAACUUAAGCAAGGAGGAUUAAGAAACUGGUUAAGAAAUGUAAAGCACUCGUUACGCGUGGCUCCCUCCACCUCUCUUAAGUUUUUUUUUCCUGUUCUGUCAUCCGACGUGUUUCCGUUUCUUUUCGACGUCGUCAUUUCUUGUCCUAUAGGUACUGUACUCAUGAACUAUGUUGAUAAACCCAAAGACUCACAGUAUUCCUACCACCCCAUCUUGUUUUCUUUUCUGUCCAGUUGCUUAUUAGUACAUGAAAAUAUAUAUAAAUACAGUAUAUAUAUAUAUAUAUAUAAAUGUAUAUUCACUAAUGUUUUAAA